Messenger RNA from Cuscuta campestris, 718 nucleotides. NCBI's taxonomy places the organism in Eukaryota, Viridiplantae, Streptophyta, Magnoliopsida, Solanales, Convolvulaceae. The record is from the annotation of a GenBank genome assembly.
CAUUUUUCAUCAUCGUAUCGUCAACCUGCCGAUCUCUUUCCUCUCCCUUUCCAUUGCCUUGCUGCACUGUGAAGAAUCUCCCAAUCUCAGGAUGUGCCCGACGGGGACGACGACCGGCCUCUUUCGCCUCGGCGAAACCUCUAAUAAGCCGUCCACCUUGCGCUCCGCAUUCCAAGUGCUCGACGUCGACCACGACGGCAAGAUCAGCCGCCACGACCUCCUCACCUUCUACGCCGACUUCUCCGUCGCCGGUCCGUCGUCGGAAGACGACCUGCUUGGAGCGAUGAUCUCCGUCGCGGAUCUGAACAAGGACGGCUUCGUUGAGUACGAUGAAUUCGAGAAGGUGGUGGCCGGCCGUCCUCAGAUGAAGAAUGAGGUGAUGGAGGAGGUUUUCAAAGCGAUGGAUAGAGAUGGUGACGGCCAGGUUGGGCUCCAGGACCUUAAGACUUACCUCGAUUUCGCCGGCCUUCCCGCUGACGAUGAAGACCUCAAGGCCAUGAUCAAGUUGGGCGGUGGCGAUGAUAACCGCGGUGGCGGCGGUGUGACCUUCCAAGGUUUUUGCAACAUUUUGGCUCUCAGUGGCUGUUGAUGAUGGCGACAAUUAAAUAAGCUAUUAAAUUUUGUUCAUGUUGUUUUACUACUUUUCUCUUUGUUUUUUCUUGUUUUUAUUGAUAUUAACCAUUUACGGGUAAAAUAAUAAUAGAAUCAUGUCACAUUU